This is a messenger RNA of Durio zibethinus, 1153 nucleotides long. The record is from RefSeq and is a predicted model, not a curated record. NCBI's taxonomy places the organism in Eukaryota, Viridiplantae, Streptophyta, Magnoliopsida, Malvales, Malvaceae.
AGUUUAGAAGUCUACACAACAGUAACCCACCACCAACCAACCCCAUCAAUUUCGUCUCCAAACCUGGCGAAUUCUUAUUGAAUCCUCAAACUUCUUUUUCUCAACUUCCUGUGUCUUGAAUCUUGACCACAGAAAAAUCCAUUGGACGGGAGCUGCGUUUAGAAUACUCGUCCAGAUUGGUGAAAUUACCUUGCUGCCAAGUGCCAAGUGCCAACUGGCUACCCUUGAAACCUUCCAAGGGUAGAUUUUGUCAGUAUAUCUGCCUUUUAACAAAAGACUAGAGAGGGGCAUGUGAUUUCAUGAUAUGAUCGUAAAAUUUCACAAAAACUGCUCACAUCACCAUGUUGCCCAACUUCCAAAACACUCCAUCUUUGUCACCUCUUAGUUGAUCUCUUUUACCUAUAAAUAACAUCAUUUUCUUCCCCACCCGCCUUGCUUUACCGUGUCAUUUACGCUGACUGUUUAUUUUUGUUUCCAAACCCAUAUCAAUAAAAUGAAGAGACAAGGAAGUAAUACAGAUGGUGCCACUAUGCUGCAGGCUGGAAAAAAUGAAGGCAGAAAGAAGAGCAAGAGAACUGAGGAAGCCAAGGAAAUCGAUGGGAAGAAGAAUGGAGGAGAACCAUCGGUGUUUGCAUUGGAGAAUUUGUUGGGUUGGGAGGAAUGGCCGUGGCUAAGAGGUGCAGCCGAUGAGCAAAUGUCAUGGGGUUCGGUCUGGUCGCCUUUCUGGGAUGUUGAUUUCAUUGACAAGGCUUAUAGUGCGUUGUUCAAUGAUGUUGCUUGGGAUGAUGACAUUUGGAACUUGAAGACCAUCAUGGAGAUACCAAAGCGAUGAGAGAAAAAAAUUUUCAAAGUCUUUGGUAGUUAUUUUUAGAUUCUAAUUUGGGGUAGAAACAGUGUAGAUGUUUAUCUGCUCUUAAUAAUACUGCUUUGUUCGCAGAUGUAAGUUAAGAAUGAUCAGCUGCCUGCAAUAUUGGCUAAAGCCUGCCUUGACAUAUAGAGAUUGCAACCACUCACUUCGCUCUUUACCUUGUCCAAUUAUACUUUUAUAUGUGAGUUGCUAUUAGUAUUGUUUCCCUCUUUCCUUUUAAUCUUUACUUUUGAUUCAAUUUAAAUGCUACAAAGAAGUGUUUUUCGAUUAAAAAGUUUAAUUUUC